UUAUAGCCGAGAUGUAACAUGAAGUAACCUCAUUUUUUGUUUUGACAGUUUUGACAAAGACAGCAGAUUUAGAAGUGGGGUUAUUUUGAUGUUUUUUAAACAGGAAGUUUUUUUAUUUACUUACUUCCAUUAGUACUUGUGAUAAUAGUUUAAAUAAUAAUAUUUUAGAUACCCUCCAAUAUCGGUAAUUACCACCUCUAAGCCAUUACUGCCCUUGGUCUUUAAUGAAUAUAUUGACCACUAGGAGAGAAAAACAGCUUAACAACCUCUCGACAAACUAAAUAAUCGUACUGUAAUAUUCCGGACCCCUGCACCCUGCAAAGCGAUGAGUAAUUUUUAUUUUUCUUCUAAAAUGAAAUUACGUUUACACAAAUUACGGAAAAAGUCAACAUUCUUAAAAAGUGGAGAGUCGCAAAAAAUGUUAAAAAAUGUUAUCAAACGUCGUCCGGUCAUUCGAUACGAUUUCAAUAGUGUCGAGCGAUCCAGACAAAAACGACUCCAAGGCCACACGUGUGUUUCUUCGAAAUGCACAAAUUCUCCAUUGUAAAUUUUAUUUAAAUUGUAUUAAUUUUUGUUAAUAUUAGAAAGACCUGGUUCAAAUUUGUAAUAAAUGUAAAUCGUUGCAAAUUAUUGUCGUCAGCGGAUCAGCAACGUCUGGGUCAAAAGUCAGUUUAGGUAAUUUUAAUUAGCUUAAUAACAAGUUCAUUUUGUUGUAAACUGAACUUGGCUCUUUUGGUUGUUUGAAUUAUUAACAAAAUCGGGAUUUGUCAAAGGUUUAGAGUAGGGGAAGAGUAGUACCGGAGAGGGAUUGCGAGAGAGAGAAAAAAAGGGACUAGUCGAUUUUCGGGGGGACUUCGAUUCGAGAGAGUGGAGAGUUAAGACGUAAUUUCGCAUUUGUCACAAUUUUCCAUUUUCCUAGUGAAAGUGUCCAAAUCAUAAGCAACAUGCAACACCCAAAGCUGCAGUUUUUUCUCCCAAAGAAGAAUUGGAAGAAUGUAAUCUAGGCUUCGCUUUCUCUAAUAAAAGACGGCUUCGUCUAAAGCAUUAACUCCUUGAUCUCCUCUUGCAAGCCGUUUUGUUAAUUUUGUUCCUGGACCACAAUAAUUAUAACCAGGAAUAUGAAGUUCAAUGGGUAGCUUGUUUAUCACCGAAUUUAGAACACCUCGGCGACAUUUACAACUCGAAGAAGCAUUGACGAUUUAAUGUGGAAAAGAACAGCCGAAGAAACGAAUCUAACCACGACCCAAAAAAGUAAACCAACAACGAGUAAUAUCAAUAGUAUCAUUGACGACAUUUGGGGACAAUCUGAUGAGAAAAUAGAAUCAAAUAUCACUACAAACAGUGAAGUGAAUCAAAUGGGUUCUCAAAAUAACAUUACAACAAUCACGUCAUGUACUUGUACCCUUUAUUAUCUCUGCAAAGAUGAUUCUGGGGAUACUUUUGGUGGUAUAAGCAUAAAUGAAUGUAACUCAUAUCUGGAAAAAUGUUGUAAACACGACCAAAUAAUCAAACCACCCGAAGCCCCCACAASCCGUCCAGAUAAAUCGAAUAAGCCUUGUGGCUAUCGCAACACCAACGGAGUGGGUUUCAAAAACCAAAACGUCAAACAUAACGAAGCAGAAUACGGYGAGUUCUCUUGGACGGUAGCUAUUUUCAAAUUACAAAAUAACACUACAUAUGAAUGCGGAGGAACCCUUAUCAAUCCACAAGUAGUCGUCACUGCAGCCCACUGUGUUCAAAACACCAAACACAAAUACAAAAUUCGUGCAGGCGAAUGGGACACUCAAACUGAAUACGAACAAUACCCCCACCAAGAACGAAAUGUUGCGUCAAUAACCAUCCACCCAAAAUUUAACCCUAAACUUUUAUUCAACAACAUUGCUCUUUUAUUUCUGGAGCAACCCAUUGAGAUAGCACCUCAUAUAAAUGUGGUGUGUUUACCGCCCCAGAAUGCGARUUUUACGAGCAAAAACUGUCUCGCGACUGGAUGGGGACAAGGUGAUUUCGAGAAAAAGGACCAAAAUCAAGUUUUUAUGAAAAAAGUUGAAUUACCAAUGGUAACGAGGAGGCGAUGCGAGGAUGAUMUGAGGAGAACAAAACUGGGAAGAUUUUUUAAAUUGCACGAUAGCUUUGUAUGUGCUGGAGGUGAGGAAGGAAAUGACACAUGUAAAGGAGACGGGGGGAGUCCUUUAGUUUGUCCCAUUGAAGGAGAAAUGGAUAGAUAUUUUUACGUUGGUAUAGUGUCUUGGGGAAUAGGAUGUGGGCAAAAUAACAUUCCAGGSGUUUACGUCAAUGUUGCGUUGUUUAGCAAUUGGAUAAAUCAAGAGUUGUUGCYAAGAAAUUUAGAUAUAAGCUUGUGAAAGUUUUAUUUUAGUUCAAUAAAAAAAUCAAAUCAACUACAUUUCAUAAAAAAAAUAUAAAUCUAAGAUCAUUCUAACUAUUUUCAAAUGGUGGAACGUAAUCAUCGGCCAUACUGAAGAGAAACCCUAAAAAGUAUGCAUAAAUGAGACUAAUCACGUUUCCACAUUACACUAUGUAAAUUAGAUGUUAGUUAUACGGAGUGGUUCUCAAACUAUAGGCAAAAUUUUAUGUUGCCAAUUUUUCUAUUAAAAACUGGUUUUAUUAAACUAUAAUUUUUUUUUUCUGGCAAAAAUUAAACGUCAAAGUUUGUUUAAUACUAUAACUUCAGUCUGCAAUAAAGACCUUAAAAAAGACUUUAGUAUUUGUUAUAAAAAGCACGAGUGUUUCACAGCUUUGGUAUAAUAUUAGUAAAAAUCGGAAUAUUAUUUCGGGUAAAUCAAAAGUUCAAAUCUCCAGCCGACUUCGGACAAAAAAGUUAUUUUAAAACUUACUUGGAGGCAAAACAACAUCAUCCUGUAAGUUAUUGUUUUCACAUUUCAAAAGAUUCUUCCGUAUAUCUCAAAUUGUCACAGUUUUCUUUAUAAUAUUUCUCAAAUUUAAAAAAAUGAUUUUGUAUCGUUUUAUUUCGUUCAAUGUGAACAAUAUGCACCAGCUAAAAUGUAACGACAUUAACUAAAAACAAAAAAUCAACGACUUACAUCUGCCAUUAGAAAAUUGGUCCAAUGAACAAUUGCGUCAACAAGAGAUAUACUAAUAUGUUGUUGAAUAUUGACAAAGUCAUUGAAAAACAAUAAUUUUAAUAAAAGUUCAGUUCCUUGUGUAAUCUCUUUGUGGUAUUCCUAAACAGAAGAAGAAAGUAAAUUUUAAAAACUUAAAAGUAGUAAGUACUUACAACGUAUGAACUUUUUUCAGAAUAUUCGGUUUUCUGUAAUAAAUAUUUCGAGAUGUAUCCUAAAACUUUCUUGUAAUAGUUUUCACCAAAUUCCUCAUCGUUUGAAUUCGAAGCUAUCAACUUAAAAAUAAAAAUCGAAUCCUUCAUCAUCUUCCAAAAACCUUCGUCAAGCUUAAUUACUCCUUUCAUCAUUUUUUCUAAAAAAAAACACAACUAAAAAUAUAAAGUCAUUCAAGAAUCUUACCUAAAAUUUGUGUUGAAAUAAUUUGGAUUAUAUUAAACCUAGUUUUAACUGGAAAACUUGUAAACAACAACGUGUAGAUCUUUCGUCUAUUUGAAACAUUCCUUGCGACAAGUUCAAUCAAUUCGUAUCCAUUUUUGCUCAAUUUAUAACUGUUAUGUUUCUGAAAAUUUAGCGAUUACAUUUUAUGUGACCUCAACCCUCAUUAUCUUACUCUGUAACCGUUAAUAUGCACAAUCAAAGGCACAAAAUACCUCGCAGUAACGGGCGCAUUCGAUACGAAAAAAAACUCAUUCAAAAGUUGCUUCAAAUAAUCGCUUAAAUCCACAUCUCGGUCGCCCAAAAUCGCCGUAAAAACCAAAAACUGUUCCAAAUCCAACUUCAAAUAAUCGUCUCGUAUCAAUCUAUCGAUUUUCUUCAAACAAGUUUUUUUGAAUACAAUAUCGCCGUAAACAAGCUGCUUGAACAUGUAGCGUAUCAAAUCAUCAAAGUUGUGGGUCACUCUGUAUAAUAUUUUUUUAAUAAAAAUUAUGUAUUGUCAUUUAUUACCUACAGGUUGCAUAGGUCAAAUGUCAUAUUAAGCGAUGCUAAUUUGACUACCAUCACUGACGAAUUUAAACCACUCUGGAGAUACUCCAUACAAGAUUCAACCAAAUUAGUCCUAAUUACGGAAAUGUUUGUGUAGAGGAGUAAACAGCCAAUCCAGAGUUUUGGAUUAAAUUCCGGGGAUCCUGAGAAUAAGUUAAAUAAAUAAAUAAAAAAAAAAUAGAUAGACUACGCAACGUAAACAAAAUUUCCUCUUUUCUAAAUCCACUGAUUUCAUUUAAUUUUUAUUACUUUAACAAACUAUUGUAAAUUCACGUUAACGUGAAAGAAAAGACAUCCAAGAAACUUACACUCUACUUACUCUGGUGUAUUUCAUUACUGCACAACUGCAAAAAAUCAGUAACAGCUUUAAGAUUAAUGUCAUUGGGUAUAACUUUACUGAAGAUUACCAGCUGAGAGAAAUAUAGUAAAGGAAGAAAGCUGCCUCUGCUUCGUAAAGUCAAAGCUAAACUUUUAUCAUAUUGCUAAAAAGAAAAAUUAAAUAAAAUCGACUUAAAACUAAAAGUAAAAAUACUUCUUUUAAUGUAAGAAAAUCUUCAUUAAGGUUCGUAAAUUCUUCAAGAGUUUUCAACAAUGCAAAAGCAUUAGCGACACAAUCCCACCGAAAACUUUGUCUGAGUAGAUGAUGUUUAAUAAAACAAACCAUAAUUUCGUUACACCUUAAAUUCGAAUUUAAUCUCAUUAAAUCUGUAUUAUUCUUGAAUAUUUUGUUGUAAAUGUAAAACAAGUAAUUCAAAUCGGAACUGUUACAAAUCAUCAUAAAAUGAUUGUGAAUAUGAUCAGCAAUUUGCGACAACUCCUUAUAUUCGGUCAAGUGAACAAUCACACAAAGCAAUUUUAAAUUACAUUUUCUGAUAGUUGAAAGAUUUUCCAUGUUCCUGCUUAUAUGCUCCUUUCUGUAAGAAACAAUCAAAAAAAGUCUAAAUAAUCCAACACUUACUUAAUCAGCCCUAAGGUGUGACAUUUUUGAAAAAAUUCUGAAAAAUUAAAAUCAUCGGAUAUGAUUGGGUCUAUGAAAAGUUCCGGUGUUUGUGAUAUUCCUUUACAUAUGUUUGGGUAUAUCAUCGCCAUAUAUAGAUGCUGAGAACAAAAAAAGUUUURUUUAAAAAAUAAUUCUCAUUUUAGGAGUAAAUUACCUUAACAAAUUCGGUUGAUGAUGCCAUUGGAUGUAGUGCCAUUUUAAAAAUCACUUUCAAGACUUGAAGAGCGCUAUAUAUGUACUUUUUUUCGUUCAGUUUUAAGUAAGUUUCUGACAACAGUGAUAUAAAAGGUUUUAGGUCAAAGGGAGAACAUCCUUCUGUUAAGUAUUCUAAAACCUAUAAAAAAACAACAGAUUUUUCCCAAUUUAUUCAUAAUAAUAAUACAAAUACAUGCCUCUCUAUAAAUCUGUGGAUGAUCUUCCUCGCUAAACAACAUUAUAGAAAGGAAUAUAACAAAUAAAUGUUUAUUUUUUGAGCGGUUACUCCAUUUUUUAUUCAUUAAACUUUGUAWACCUCGGAUUAUCGUAACUGUACUCAUUGUUUGGUSGCUGCUAGCAUUYAAAAUUGCCUAAAACUCAAACUAGAACACAAUUCACAAAUAGGUACUUUGAAAAAUACUUUCACAGGUGCUUCAACAUAUUCUUUACUCAAAUCAGGCGACAUCAAAAUUUCAGCUAAGGAUUCAACAGCUGCAUUCGAAAUUUCCGAUUUGUUUGAAAUACAAUUGAGUAAAAUAUUUUUGAGUAAAAUUUCAUUGGUGACUUUAACUUUAUCAAUAGACACGUGCUUGGGUGAGAAACAAAUAAUUGCAAGAGAAAAUUUGAACAAAUUUUUGUGAACUGUUUUUGAUAUCAUCAUUUUAUUUAAAAUGUCAAUCAAAGUGCGGUAAUGUUUCUCUUUUAAACUGUUCAUAAUGCAAACAGCUUCCUGAAACAACAUGAUUUAAAAGUAAUAGGUACUGAAAAAAAAGUGAAUAAUUACGCCAUAGAAAGUAAAAUCUGGAUGUUUCCAUAUGUGGAUAAACGCGUUUAGAAAAGUUUUAUAAUGAUCUUSUUUGAAUUUAGGAUGUAAACUUUUAAGCAAAUUUCGAAAGUUGACUUGUAUAAGGUUAAAAUGACGAGGUGUGAGAUUAAUAGUGUUGUGUCUUCUUAACCCAUUGAACAAAUAUGUUGUAAUGAUAAUUUUUCUAGAUGGAAUAUUCUCUUGUUCAAACAAAACUUUUAGACUCAAUAAAGCUUCAUAUGCCACUGAUCCUGGAUUUUGCAAGACUUCAAACGUUUGAAAAGUCUCUUGAGACUUUAUAAAAAUGAUCUGGAUUAACGUUGCUAAAGUGACUUCCAAAUCACUAGCAUUAAAUUUUGCUUUAGUUAAAAAACAUCUCAGCUUGUACAUCAACCGAUUAUUUACAGAUUCAGACACUGUAGCUUCAAGAGACGACUGGAGUGUAUUUAAAGUAGCACAGUAAAGCUUGCUUUUGUAAAAAUCAUCAGUCUGAGGUGUUGUCAACAAACUUAAAUACACUUCAGAAGCAUAUAAAACGCAGCUGUAUGAAAUCAACUCGUGUGAUUGUGUAAUGCAUUGAUAUAUGAGAACCAACAGAUAAGUUUUCACUUCCUCGUCAUAUUCGUCAAGAGUUGUUAUACCAGUGAGUUUCUGUAAAGCAUCUUCCCAAAAUUGUUCCAGCAGGACUGGUAGAUGAUUGUUGAAAUCUUGGACAGCUGUCGGAUUUAUGUCAGCGUCAAAAUUUUUACCUUCUAUUUCUUCCCAUAAAUGAUUUACGUAUUCGCGACCGUUCAAUUUCUCACUUUGAUGCCGAAUCAAACUUAAAAAAUCCAUUUUUGUUAAUGUUUGUAAACAUAACUCUUAUSUGUCACGAGUGUCACGUGUCAUUAAGUCGAUAACGUAGACACCUGUAAAGAUAGAACAGAAAUCUGUAAAGAAAUAUUAUCAGUGGCGUAACACCUACAAGGAAAAUGAGAUUGUUUYUCUAUAAAUAAUAAACACUAAAAAUGUAUUGUUUAAAAAAUAUAACUAUUUAAACAUUUUUAUAUAUUGUUUUCUUACUUAUAAAUUACAGACUCCUAUUAUUAUUUCCACUUUUUUUCCUACAAAUAAAAUUAAUAUGUAAUUAUAAUUUUUGGCAUUGACAUUUUUACACAUUUUUGACAGCUACUGUAUCUGAUUUUUACAAAAUAUUUGUGCUGUUUUGCGCACGCAGUGCUGUAAAAUAGCAAAAAAAUGUUAGGCUUUCAGGGACUCCAAAAAAAAAGGAUACUUUAUGACAUAUAAAGUCCAUUAAUGCUGAAAGAAUUUACCGCACAAAUUUAUCUUUUAGUAUUCAAAAAUAAACAUAACUUAAAUUAAUCGAAAAACGGCUUCAGCCAAAAAUUUCGUAAAUACAUUAUUUGUGCGUUACGUAUUUGACAGCGUUCAGUUUUAUUAAAGCUCUCAGCUUCACUUCGAGCUUGAAUAUUAAACCUUCACGCUGUAAAAUUAUACCUACCGCACGUAUAAUGUAAAUAAUUAUUAUUCCUUCUUAUAGUUUAUUACACGUACACAAACAGAAAUAGUAGAUAAUAAAAAUGCCUCCUUGAAUCAAUCUAUCUUUGGUGCACUUUUUGAAGUUGGUUUUACACUAGUAGUAUGCGUUAGCAAAAAAUUCUAAAAAAAUUGGUAAAUUUUGUUUUGGAAAGUGUGUUUAGUGUAAUUCUGUCUUCGGCCAAAAGCUAACGACGCAACAAGAUUUUUGCCCAAUUACUCUAUUCGAUUGUUUACUACGUCUGUUUCCAAGACAGUAAGUUGUAUUUACUCAUUGCUAUCCCAAACUCGUCGGUAGGUAUUUUGUUUAUUAUUGCUAAGUCAAAAGUAUUUUGGCGUUCUAGAAUAUUUUUUAGAUAUUUUAUUAAAAAUACUAACAAAAAUCAAUCGCGCAAAUAAUGUCAUAAGCAUCACGAACGUUUUCGCUUCGCUCCUCCUCCAAACAAUUGUAAAAUGUUCUUACCUCUUGAUGCUUAAUAGACUAUAGGUAUAAAUAGUAAUACCUAUAAUAGAUACCUACUAUUUACCUAUGUAAUACCUACCUAUGUAAUAAAUAUAKUAGAGCUCAUUCCAUAUCUGGUGGCGAACUGACAGUGACA
Messenger RNA from Tribolium madens (black flour beetle), 8217 nucleotides. RefSeq names its product phenoloxidase-activating factor 2-like. The record is from RefSeq and is a predicted model, not a curated record. Lineage: Eukaryota; Metazoa; Arthropoda; Insecta; Coleoptera; Tenebrionidae. The transcript has 5 exons. Bases 1203 to 2360 code for a protein of 385 amino acids. Gene Ontology annotation, biological process: proteolysis. Gene Ontology annotation, molecular function: serine-type endopeptidase activity.